AUGGACUCAAGCAAGCGGCCGCGAGGCCCUCCCGCUCAGAUAGCCUCGUCAAAACGGCCGUUUCCCGCCCGCGGCGGCGGCGGAAGCGGAAUUCCCGCGUCGCGACGCGACGAGGAGGAAGGCGAGGCGAUGGCGGUAGGGACGGAGGAGGAAGAGGAGGAGGUCGAAGAAGCCAUGGCUGUCGGCGGCGACGCGGGAGGAGGGGAUAUGGAUGAGGACGAGGCGAUGAUGAUCAUGAUGGCGGAGGACGCGACAGAUUUGAUUCGGAGGGCGGAGCAGGCGGCGAAGGAGGAGGCUCGGCGGGUGGGACAGAUGGGUAGGCUGCAGCCGCUUUUAGCUAAGUGGCGGCGGCAGCCGGUGGCGGAAUUCGACCCUAGAAAAACGGAUAUAGUGUUUCAGCAGCUUGACAUUGAUUACUACUUGACAUCCGACUCACCCUUCAAAACUCAUUACAAGAGCUCCGCUGUACUGCGAAUCUUUGGUGUCAACGAACAUGGAAACAGUGUGUGCGCCAUGGUGCAUGGAUUUCUGCCCUACUUCUAUGUGAUGGCACCGUCACAGUUCACAUACGAUGAUGUUGCAGCCUUCCACACACAACUCUCGGAAAGGGGUCAGGCGAAGGGAGUGGUGGCGAUAAGAGUGGAAAUGUUAAAAGCGCAGGGGCUGCUAUACUAUCAAGGCCCCGAUAAGAAGACAUUUCUUAAGAUCACACUCGCUCUGCCCACUAUGGUGGCUCCAUGCAGAGCAUACUUCGAACAAGGCUUUGAGUGGAACGGGUUUCAAUUCCCUGCCACCACCUACGAGAGCAAUGUGCUCUUUGCACUGCGCUUCAUGAUCGACUGCCACGUCACCGGCGGCAACUGGAUCUCGCUGCCAGCUGGCACCUAUACAGACCUAGUCAGCCACGAAGGCACGGGGCAGUGGUCCCGCAUGGCCCCUUUUCGCAUCCUCAGUUUUGACAUCGAAUGCAGCGGGCGCAAGGGGCACUUCCCUGAGCCGCAGCACGACCCGGUGAUUCAGAUCGCCAACAUCGUUUCCCAGCAGGGCAGCAGCGACCCGCUCGUUCGCACCGUGCUCACCCUCGGCUCGUGUGCUCCCAUCGUGGGGUGCGAUGUGGUGGCGUUUGAAACGGAGCAACAGCUGCUGCUGGCUUGGAAGGAGCUCAUCCAGGCAACAGACCCCGACAUGAUCAUCGGAUACAACAUUCAGAAGUUUGAUCUGCCCUACUUGAUUGAGAGGGCAGAGAAGCUGAAUCUGAAGACCUUCCCGUUCCUCGGUCGGAUCCUCAACACCCAGCUCAAGAUGCGCGAUGCUCGCUUUCAAUCCAGGCAGUACGGCACAAGGGAAACCAAGGAGGUGACUCUGGAUGGGCGAGUGCAAUUUGAUCUGCUGGUGGCCAUUCAGAGAGAGCACAAGCUCAGCUCCUACUCCCUCAACUCCGUCUCUGCUCACUUCCUCAACGAACAGAAGGAGGACGUGCAUCACUCCAUCAUUGCCGACCUUCAGAACGGCGAUGCCCAAACGCGACGCCGCCUGGCCGUGUACUGCCUGAAAGACGCGUACCUGCCGCAGCGGCUGCUGGAGAAGCUCAUGAUGGUCUACAACUACGUUGAGAUGGCGCGUGUGACUGGCGUUCCCAUCUCCUUCCUGCUUGCUCGAGGGCAGAGUAUCAAGGUGCUCUCUCAAAUCCUACGCAAGGCGAGGCAGCGAGAGUUGCUGGUGCCCAACAUGAAGGUUCAGGCGGGGGCAGGAGCAGAUGCAACAUAUGAGGGGGCGACGGUGCUGGAGCCGAAGCAGGGGUUCUAUGAACGGCCAGUUGCCACUCUUGACUUUGCAUCGCUGUACCCGUCGAUUAUGAUGGCGCAUAACCUCUGCUACUGCACUCUGGUUCAGAAGGAGCACGGCAUCAGGCCAUCAAAUGACCAAAUAUCGCAAACCCCUACAGGGGACCUUUUUGUUAAGGCAUCCGCUGCUAAGGGCAUUCUGCCGGAGAUUUUGGAAGAGUUGCUGGCAGCGAGAAAGAGAGCAAAGGCGGACCUUAAGAAAGCCACGGAUCCCUUGGAGAAAGCAGUGCUGGACGGCCGACAGCUGGCACUCAAGGUGAGUGCCAACUCGGUCUACGGCUUCACAGGGGCCACUAUCGGUGCUCUGCCCUGCUUGGAAAUCUCAUCCAGCGUGACUGCCUAUGGGCGGCAGAUGAUAGAGCACACGAGGGCGUUUGUGGAGCAGCACUACUCCAUCGCCAACGGCUACUCGCACAAUGCGGAUGUGGUGUACGGCGAUACCGACUCGGUGAUGGUCAUGUUUGGCGUGGACACUGUUGAAGAGGCCAUGCGCAUGGGCAGGCAGGCAGCAGAAGAAAUCUCUGAUACCUUCCCCAAGCCAAUCAGGUUGGAGUUUGAGAAGGUGUAUUUCCCGUACCUGCUGAUCAACAAGAAGCGCUACGCCGGGCUGUACUGGUCCAACUCCAAGGCCUUUGACAAGAUGGACACCAAAGGUAUUGAGACGGUUCGGAGAGACAACUGCUUGUUGGUCCGCCAGGUGGUGGAUGAGUGCUUGCGGCGCAUUCUAAUGGAGCGGGAUAUCCCGGGGGCCGUGGCGUAUGUGAAGGCUGUCAUCUCAGACCUACUCAUGAACAAGCUCGACCUCUCGCUGCUGGUUAUCACCAAGGCGCUAACCAAGGGAGGUGACGACUAUGCCGUCAAGGCGGCCCACGUCCAGCUGGCUGAGAGAAUGCGCAAGCGUGACCCCGCCACAGCACCGGGCAUCGGGGAUCGAGUGGCAUAUGUCAUCUGCAAGGCUCCCAAGGGCAGCAAGGCAUACGAGAAGUCAGAGGACCCCAUCCACGUGCUGGAGAACAACAUACCCAUCGACCCGCACUACUACCUUGAGAACCAACUCAGCAAGCCACUGCUGAGAAUUUUCGAGCCCAUUCUGAAGAACGCAAGCAAGGAGCUGCUGAGCGGGGCGCACACGCGUGCCGUUUCCAUUUCCACGCCUUCGACAGGUGGCAUCAUGCGAUUCGCCAAAGUCCGCCUCUCCUGCCUCGGCUGCAAGACGCCCCUCAGUGCGGGAGUGCGAGGAGCAGUUUGGAAGGCUAUGGGUGGAGUGCCAGCGAUGUCAGGGCAGCUUGCAUCAAGACGUGCUCUGCACCAGCCUGCACAAAACGCAUUCACCAGGUUUCGAACUCCUGACCGGAGCUUCACUAUAGGCUGCCCCGCUGGAUCGUCGGCCAGAGCAGCAGAGGUUCCCGAGGCGGAGAGCGCGAACGUGCGAUUCGAUCCGAGCUUCGAUGGCAAACCAGCAGUGGCGGUUGGGACGGAGGAUCGACUGCGUACAGAUGGAAGUGAGGAGGGAGAGAGUGAGGGACGAAAAUCAGAGAAGAGCGAGAGUAGAGUGACAAGAGCAAGGGAAGUGGGGGGAAAGGUUGCGGGAGGCGGGUGGAAGCGUGGAGAGAGAGAUGGGUGCAAGGACUCAGAGGAGGAGGAGGAGGCAGUUGCGGUAAUCGCUGGAGUGUUGAGAGAGAAAUUCGGGGAUCAGAUCGUGAGAGAGGAGGGGGAGGAGGAGGGGUGUACAAACGGAAUGAUUACGGACGAGGAGGAUGCUAAGGGACGACACGAAGCGAAAGAGGUGGGGGAUGGGGAUGAGGAAAGAGAGGGCGCAGAAGCUGAGGGCGAAGUGGGUGAGGAUUGGAACGAGGGGGGAGAAGCUGAAGCAGAAGCAGAAGCGAGUGAGGAGGACGCACCACCCAACACAUCUCCUCCCACACGCCCAUCUCCUCCAUUCUAUGGCCCUCGUCGGGCCUCCGGAGCGCAUUGCCGCCAACCUCCUCCUCCUCCAGUCCUUCACUCCCCCUGA
Closterium sp. Naga37s-1 is the source of this 3858-nucleotide messenger RNA. NCBI's taxonomy places the organism in Eukaryota, Viridiplantae, Streptophyta, Zygnematophyceae, Desmidiales, Closteriaceae. The record is from the annotation of a GenBank genome assembly.